AUGUCAUUCCUUACAGAUUGUUUGCCUUCAAAUGCUCACGGUCAAGUUAUUCCUGCUAAGGAACAGACAUAUAAUGUAGUUAUCAUGAUGCAUGGAUUAGGAGAUUCUGAACAAAGCUUUGCACAAGCUGCAAGGAAUAUCCCAUUACCGAACACAUCCUAUAUAUCUUUACGAGGUGUAUAUCGGCUUCCUCUUGACUUUGGUACACCGGAAGGAAACUGGAUGUGGGGAGAAGAUGUUCAUUUUGACAUGAAGGGGGAUCUAGAAUCCGAAGCAGAUUUUUCCAAAUGCCUUUCAGUUCUUAGAGAACUAAUUAGGCGCAUUGUUGACAGGGGAAUACUCUCAACGCGCAUUUUCUUCUUUUCCUUUGGACAGGGUGGUAUGGCAGCUUUAUAUUGCGUGUCGCAACUAGCCUCGACAUACCAGUUCGGUGGUGUUUUUUCUUUUGGAGGAAAACUGCCUUUAGCUAUGACACUGCCCUCGUCUCCCUUUCCCAUUUCUGUGUAUUUAUUUGAGAAGCGUAAAAAUAGUAGCCUUGAUGACUAUGAAGAAAGCCGGUUGAAGAGAACUUUCCGAUCAGUACAAAGGAUAUGUUGGAACAGAGAUGAAAAAACAGACAUGCCCUCUUCCCCCAGAGAAUGGUAUGUUUUUAUAGAAACAAUCAGCAAGAAACUAUAUGUUCAUAACAGACUAUACGAAGAUGCAAUUCAACUAUCGUAAUAGAAUAUGAAAAUGAAAACUUAUAUUUGGAAAUUUACUCACAAUUAAAUAAUUAUAGCUAUUCAACAGUUUUAUAUCUAGCAUAUUGU
This is a messenger RNA of Schizosaccharomyces cryophilus OY26, 809 nucleotides long. RefSeq names its product phospholipase. Lineage: Eukaryota; Fungi; Ascomycota; Schizosaccharomycetes; Schizosaccharomycetales; Schizosaccharomycetaceae. Gene Ontology annotation, biological process: protein depalmitoylation. The coding region runs from base 1 to 720 and encodes 239 amino acids. The record is from RefSeq and is a predicted model, not a curated record. The transcript has a single exon. Gene Ontology annotation, cellular component: cytoplasm. Gene Ontology annotation, molecular function: palmitoyl-(protein) hydrolase activity; carboxylic ester hydrolase activity.